CGCGCAACGUAUACAUUCACGCGUGCGUGCGUACGUAUAUACACUUCUCGCCGAUCGACCGGCCGGACCACCGUGCCAUCACAUCAUCGGAGAGCGCCACCUGCCGGCAGGUGAGCUCGAUCCGCUACUCGUCCUGGCGGCGACGACGAUAGAUCCGGCCACGAUGAUGCGCCGUCGCGGCCUCCCCAGCUUCUGCCACGGCGUCGCCUCCACGUCCACGGUGCAGCAGCUCCACGGCAAGGAGCAGCCGGCCCGCGUCGGCGGCGCGGACGCCGCGUCCUCGUCCUUCCUCGCCGUGCCGCCGUCGGUGGUGGGCUCGUGCGUGGCCGAGACCGAGGUGAGCGGCACGGGAACCGGCGGUGGUGCGGGCGACGGUGGAGGCGGCCCGGCGGUCACGCUGGAGGAGAUGAUCCUGCAGCUGGACCUGGAGGAGGAGGCGGCGAGGAAGGCGCGGCGCGCGGCGGGGUACGGCGGGGAGGAGGACGACGGGUGGUGCCCGCGCCGGAUGUCGUGCGUGGACGGCGGCGGCGCCGGCCCGGCGGACCACGUGCUCCGGUCGGCGCGGGACGCGCUGAGCCAGUACCCGCGCUUCUCCGUCGACGGCCGGGACGCCAUGUACCGCGCGUCGUUCAGCGGGUUCUACGAGGGCAUGGGCCGCGACGCCGCCGCCGCCGCCGCCGGCACCUACAGCCGGCCGCGGGCGUCGGCGUGCGGCGCGGGGUGCGGGGCUCUCGUGUGCAGCGCGGGGGGAUACGAGAUGGACCUGGAGCGGACGCUGCGGAUGCCGGCCACGGUCGCCGGGGAGAGCGUCGUGUGGUGCAAGCCCGGCGUGGUGGCCAAGCUCAUGGGGCUGGAGGCCGUGCCCGUGCCAAUCAGGGGAGGGCUCCGGCGGAGGAAGGCGAGCGGGCAUCCGGCCGCGACGUGCGGCGGCGGCGGCGGCGUCAGGAAGCAGAGGCUGAGGAGGACGGGGCAGGAGGAGCUGGCCUUGAACAAGGAGAAGCUCUUCAUGGCGCUGCAUGGUUACGACGUCGCCGGGGCGGGCGCACGACACGCUGGCGCCCUCCGGUCCGGCGUGGGACCUGAUGUCAGUGAGAUGGGCAACGACGGCCAUGGAUGGGAGUUCCGGCUUCGCUGUUGAAGGGUGACUGGUUGAGGAUGCAGAUCCUGUUUCCCUGUACAACAGCCACUUUAGGGGUUCAACUAGAAGCUCAGGCAUUGAAAUUGGGACUUCAAAUCGUUGAAGAGAAAGGGAGACCGAACUUGAAAAGGUGGAAACCCUCAACUAAGAGAAUGAACUUCCAAUUGCAAUAUACUUCAAACAGUUUGGCAGGACAAAUUUUGGGUUUCAGCAACAGGGGAAACUGCUGCGUCAGGAUCGUUAACGCCAUCAGAGGCUUUGGGCAUAUGUGAUUUUGGUUAGUCUCACAAUGAUGGUAGGAGGAUGAUGGCAAUGGCAGAGGUACAUACAUGCCUAGCGAGCGCUGUGGUGAGAAUCAACCAAAUUUGAUCUUUCGAAAAAAAAAGAAUCUACCAAAUCCGGAGAAGAUGAAAUGGUCCCAUUGGAGUGGAGAAAGAUUGUAAGAUCAAAGUUUUGAGUGGAAAUAAUGCAAGUACAAGACUUCACUGUCCAUGAUAUAUAAGGGAUCCCACUGAGAGCAGGGUGCUGUCCAUAGGCAAGCUUCAGCACAAGUGUCCAUGUAUUAGUGCUUUCGCUUUCCAGUGUUGUACAAGUAUAUCCAUUUAUAUCAUAUUGGUUCAAUUAUAACUUACCUAGAUAUAUAAACUUGCUUAAAUGUUGUGUGCUGGUGGCAGAUACGUCCAUUACAUUGUCACAUGGAAACCAUGAUGGGCGAUUACAAAU
Molecule: messenger RNA, 1861 nt
Organism: Panicum virgatum (switchgrass)
Lineage: Eukaryota; Viridiplantae; Streptophyta; Magnoliopsida; Poales; Poaceae
Exons: 2
Coding region: 164-1138 (324 amino acids)
Source: RefSeq, a predicted model, not a curated record